Molecule: messenger RNA, 936 nt
Organism: Sinocyclocheilus anshuiensis
Lineage: Eukaryota; Metazoa; Chordata; Actinopteri; Cypriniformes; Cyprinidae
Product: HLA class I histocompatibility antigen, A-36 alpha chain-like
Exons: 7
Coding region: 1-936 (311 amino acids)
Biological process (GO): immune response
Cellular component (GO): external side of plasma membrane
Source: RefSeq, a predicted model, not a curated record
AUGCCGAGGCGGGCCACACCUAAUGGGAAACACAGAACGGAGGGUGCAGCAAACCUGAGAGCCCCUGUCUAUUUCCAACACCCUUCAUCUAAGCCUGACACCAAUUUCCUUGGCAACCACAUCGAUGCUUCUUCAUGGAGCAUUAUCAUUCUUUAUUUGAGCAGUCUGGAUACUUUGAGCUGUACGGUGAAGACAGAUAUAGUGCUUAAGUCUUUAAAAGAGCAGCUGCACCACAUGAAAGGACAGUCCCACCAGAUAGAAGCCACAGAGGCAGUUGUCCGGGUAGUGCGUGAGGGGGGCCAGGGACAGAAAGUCGUUGGUGUGGUCCUCAAGAGCGCGUUCCUCCUGCUCCAGCUGGAGGAUUUGGAACGCCGGAUAAUCCAUGGACACAGAGGGAGAAACCACUACAAACAGACCACAGGGGUGUUACAUCUAGGGUACUAUAAUAAUACUACAUUUCUCCUGUCUUGGACAGUAAAACCGCGAGUGAGACUCAUCAAGAAAGCUUUCUCAGAUUCUGGAGGGUUUCGUGUGAGUUGUUUGGCAACAGGAUUUUACCCUCGUCACAUCAACCUGACCCUGUUCAGAGACGGGCAGCUUGUAUCUGAUCAUGAGAUCACUGGAGGAGAUCUGCUGCCCAAUGCUGACGGGACGUACCAGAUGAGGAAGAGUCUGGAGAUCAGAGCUGCAGAUAAACACAGAUACACCUGCUCUGCCACACACCUCAGUCUGGACAACAAACUGGACAUUGAUUUGGAGUGUCAAGGGGAAACAUUUAAGCAGGUGAUUUCCUCAGUGCUUGUGGUUUUGGCAUUGGGACUGGUGUUGAUGACUGUGAUUGGCGUUUUUAAAUGGAGGAGAAGGCGUCACUCAGCUUCCUCCACAAGUGACUACUCUUCUGCUUCUACAACUGAAGACAAUGUGGAUAAAACAUAA